Molecule: messenger RNA, 2031 nt
Organism: Schizosaccharomyces octosporus yFS286
Lineage: Eukaryota; Fungi; Ascomycota; Schizosaccharomycetes; Schizosaccharomycetales; Schizosaccharomycetaceae
Product: DNA polymerase epsilon subunit Dpb4
Exons: 3
Coding region: 1076-1726 (216 amino acids)
Biological process (GO): DNA damage response; heterochromatin formation; leading strand elongation
Cellular component (GO): epsilon DNA polymerase complex; CHRAC
Molecular function (GO): chromatin DNA binding; protein heterodimerization activity
Source: RefSeq, a predicted model, not a curated record
AGACGUACCAAAUUGGUCAAAGGACCGGAGAAUGCCAAUUAGUUUUUUACCAUCUCGUAGAACCACUAUCACUUUCCCUAUAGAAAUAAAAGUUAGAAAUAGAAAAUAAAAGAAAAGCAUACGGUCAACAUAAUCCACCAGGGAGCCAGAUGUUGUAAACGGAAUAAUUUGACCUGCCUGAUUCAUUCAAAUGGUUGAUAUGCGAGAAAGCCGAAAAUAAAAUAAAAUAAUUAGUGUAUUCUUUUACUUGAACAGUGAAGGUAUUCAAGUCGCUAAAUUUUCGUUACUUCUUCCUUAGGUAAAAGACUAUUGAAGGUGGUAAAGUAAAGAAGAAGUUUCUGGGAUACAACUUGGAAAGCGAAAUGGGCGCUAUGUAUGAAUUCACUAACAGGAAUCGUUCUUAAACUUGUGUAUUAUAAAAAUAUUGAUGAAUUCAUAGACUGCUUUCCUUUUUAAGAAGCAUUCAUUUGACAAACAGAAGAACAACUGAUUCCUCACGUAUAGUUAUAAAUUCUUUCGUUGCUCUUUAUUAUAUGAAAGCUUAAAAAACGUUCAUGACCUUACGAAUUGCAGAUGAGUCAAGCGCUCUCAUUCCUUUCAUUGCUUACGAAUAUGGGUACUUGUCAAUAGGCUUUUAAGACCAUCAAGUAAAUACUCCUUGACCAAAUUAAUCUAAGCCAGUUGACUAUACGCCUAAACUGUGUGUCUCAUCCUUCAUUUUUACCAGUUUUUUUUGAAAUGGUGAGGACACAUACUAACAAUACUUUAUUAAGAUAUCUGCUUCGCAGUAAGUCAUCUAUAGUCCUCUUAAAUUUCUUAAUUUGAAUUCAGCUGCCUUUGACUAGUUACCUCUCCAUUCAUGUUCUUCAAAAUAGUAUUUUCUAUCCCAUUGAAGUAAUUAAGAAGAAAACAUGAAAUACUUCAAGAGAAAUAAAAAAUAAUAAACAAGGAAACGCAGCAUUAUAUUCUCAUAGAAACCGUUGGACGCUCUUUAACUUGUGAACAACACAGACACGCGCAAGUUGUCUUUCACGUCCCUAAACUACCGGCGAAAAACGAUUACAUUACUUACAAAAUGAAUCCAACAAAUGUUGGAGAACACACAGAAUUAGAUGAUCUGGCUCUUCCUCGCUCUAUAGUUAUGCGUUUAAUUAAGCAGGUUUUACCUCAGAAAAGUACAGCACAAAAGGAAGCUGUGAAGGCCAUUACGAAUUCAGCGACUCUGUUCGCCAGUUAUUUAACAUCUGCAGCCGGUGAAAUUUCUUCUACAAGAAAUCGCAAAAUUGUUAUGCCCCAGGAUGUUUUAAGCGCUCUACAAGAGAUAGAAUAUCCUGAGUUCACCAGUCAGUUGGAAGCUCAUCUACGAGCUUACGAAGCUGCAUUGAAAGAUAAAAAGCUGAAAAUUCCACAAGUGGACGAAGAUAAAUCUACGAAGAAAAGCAGGAUGGAACCACAGGAGAAGCUUGAGCAGGAGACGUCUUACGGAAUGGAAGAAAAAGAUGAAUUAGAACAAGAGGAUGUUGCUGAGGAAUUGGCACAAGAAGAUAUUCUCUCUGAAAGAGAAGAUGUGGAUAUAGAACCAACAGAAAAUCCUGUUGAAGCCGGUUAUAUAGAUACUAUACACUUAACCGAUGCAACGGGAAAUCCUAUCGAUGAAGGCAGUUCGGAUUCCGAUGUACAUGAAUCGGAAGCAGAGUUGCAUGAGUCUCCUAAUAAUUCCUCAUAGAAGGAUUUUUUUUUUGUUCCUUGAUGAUUUUUCUUUUCUCGUUACUCUCUUUCAUCAACGUUUGUACCCGGUCAUCACUUCAUUAGCAAGUGUCAUGUAGAGGAGCCUUGAAACAUAUACGUCGUUUUUUGAAUUAACUUCUUAUACAUGGAGUAUAUCUAUUCAAGUGUCUUUAUAAAGUUUUGAAAUUUAACCAUACCUUCGUUUAUUUGCAGUCUUAGCACCCGGUUCUUUCACAGCCAUUCAUUAACUUAUUGCAUAUCUUUUUUAUAGGUUUCAUUUUUUAUUUAUAACAUUUGAUUAGG